AUGGCUUGGUUUUACGCUUCUCAUGCAUACAUAUCAAUCUACAUUGUAACCUUUCUUCUUCUCUCGCGGUGGCCAUCUACUAUAGCAAAACCAGACGUUCCUAGCCAUUUAUCAACGAAAGCAAAGACAUGUCCGUUUCCAUCCACGCUGAUAUCAAAGGCUUGUAAAGGCACUGCGUCUUUCUCGUCCCUAGAAGAAGCAUGUAUCACAUCCCUAACCUCAAACCACCGCACAGCCUCUGCCUUGACUACAUCAGAACUGGCUAAGGCCGCGUUAUCAAUUGCCAUUGAGAAGGCAGAGCACACGAUGAUUCUCAUCGGUUCUCCGAAAAAGCCUUGCUUCAAGAGUUGUGCGGAGAACUAUAAAGAUUCUGUAGUUGUGGGGUUGAGGAAUGCAGAAAGGUCGAUGGAGAAAGGUAACGUGGAUGAAACCGAUGACGAGCUCAGUGUUGCUCGUGAUGCCGCUGAUUACUGCAAUAUGGUUUUGGCAGUUGAUCCUGACGAUACAAAAUCACCCAUUUUUGCGGCCAACAAUGAUGUGUAUAAUCAUAUUACAUUUGUCAUGAGUGUGGCAGACUUGUUUUCGAGCCUAAAUCAGUAA
Microthlaspi erraticum is the source of this 600-nucleotide messenger RNA. NCBI's taxonomy places the organism in Eukaryota, Viridiplantae, Streptophyta, Magnoliopsida, Brassicales, Brassicaceae. The record is from the annotation of a GenBank genome assembly.